Messenger RNA from Oreochromis aureus, 891 nucleotides. RefSeq names its product claudin-7-A-like. The transcript is spliced from 5 exons. The record is from RefSeq and is a predicted model, not a curated record. Lineage: Eukaryota; Metazoa; Chordata; Actinopteri; Cichliformes; Cichlidae. Gene Ontology annotation, molecular function: structural molecule activity. Gene Ontology annotation, biological process: cell adhesion; bicellular tight junction assembly. Gene Ontology annotation, cellular component: bicellular tight junction; plasma membrane. Bases 1 to 891 code for a protein of 296 amino acids.
AUGGCUGACUGUAAGCUUCUGGGUUUGUUCUUGGCUAUCAUCGGCUUUUUGGGGAGCAUCAUCACCUGUGUGCUCCCCAUGUGGAGAGUGACGCCCUUCAUUCGUUCCAAAAUCGUCACAGCUCAGGCAAUUCAUGAGGGCUUGUGGGUGAGUUGUGUGGUCCAGAGUACGAGCCAGAAGCAGUGUAAGGGCUAUGAUUCGAUGUUGGCCUUACCUCAAGAACUGCAGGCUAGCAGAGCGCUCAUCAUCAUCACCAUCUUGUUAGGGUUCUUUGGGAUCCUGUUUGGUGUAGUUGGAAUUCCUACAACCCAAGUCCUCAGAGGAGGGAGCUGGGAUCAUCGCUUUACCAUCGGCUGGGGCUCUGCAGGACUGCUGUUCCUGGGAGGAGGCCUCCUCUGCAGCUUCCGUCCUCGUAUGAAUGACAAUGACUUUUUGGAGGCAACAGAGUUUGAGGGUCGACCCCAGAAGAUGCGGGAGAUUCGGGCAACCGUGGCUGAUUUGACCUGGCAGGGAAGGACCUACCUGGGCAGGCUGGUAGGGGAGCAGACGUUGCUGUCGGUGGAGAAGCGCAUGAAGCAGCAGAUCCAGGCCCCAGAGUGCAAGAGUCCAAGGAGGACCAUCGGAGGGGCAACCGUGUCACCCUCGGUUGAGGAGCUGAGUAGAGCCCCAUCGAGGGGUCACCCAGCAGCCACGGAGCAGAAGCCACAGGGGUCUGCACCCCCAGGUCCAGGUACCACCACCCCCAGGGGGGGAAACACACCUAGAUCCAGGAGAUGCUACCCAUUUCCCCGGGGUGGAGACUCCCCCGGCCUCGCAGUAGAAGGGAGGCCCCGCAUCCCAGACAAUCGGACGGCCAACUCCUCCUCUCCGCCCCUCUGCCCCAAUGGCUAA